This is a messenger RNA of Amoebophrya sp. A120, 1825 nucleotides long. The record is from the annotation of a GenBank genome assembly. NCBI's taxonomy places the organism in Eukaryota, Dinophyceae, Syndiniales, Amoebophryaceae.
AGAGUCAAAUCGACUACGCGAACAGAAUUUGGCCCUUUCCGCCUUCAGGUUGCUGAAUUUUGUCUAAACUAGGUUUAGAUUUUUUACUACCUACACCCUAUCCUCAUUGGAUCGUUUUUCUGCUUUUCUUUAUUCUUACGAAAGAAAGACCAGAACACUUCCUAGCAUCAAAAUGUCGAACCCGACCGUUGUCUUCGAUACCACGGAGGGCCAGUUCGAGGCCGAAAUCUUCGUUUCCGAGAUGCCGGUGACCGCGUCCAACUUUCUGGACCUGUGCGAAAUAUCCUCUGCAAAAGUAUCGUACUCGUAGUAAUUGCAGUUAUGCUACACAAAUCUCCUUCUCAAGGCAAAUCUGCAUUACAAAUUCAAUCUGUAAUGCUAAGCCAAAUUGUAUUGCAAUUCAUAGAUACUAGUCCGAUAAUUUUGCAAUCCAUACGAAACGGGAUUCUACAACGGCAUCCACUUCCACCGCGUCAUCCCUUCGUUCAUGAACCAGUUCGGCUGCCCCUUCGCCAAGAACCCGAAGGCCCCGAACGCCGGAACCGGGGGCCCGCCGCCGGGCUCCAAGUUUACCAUCCGUGACGGAACGGGCAAGGUAUUACAAUUGAAAUAAGGAUUUUUUUAUACUCCCUUUUAACUAGCUUGUGUGCGAUGUUUCGGUUUCUCAGAUGAACGAUGCAGGGCACGGGUUUCCCUGCUCUCGCGCAUGAAGAUUUCUCAGACAGUCUGACAGGAGAUGUUGACAGGCGUUCUUCUUAGAACUUGUUUCGCAUGGUGAAGAUCGAUGUUGUUGAGCAGCGGCACGACCGGAGUCAAUCUGUGUUGCAAUAAAACACUAUGAAUGGGACCACAUUAAAAAUUACCUAUAAAAAUCCGUACUAGGUCGUCCAGCGCGACAACCGUGAGGGGUGCAUCCCGGACGAAUUCGCUGCCAAAAUCACCAACGCUCCGGGCACGCUGUCCAUGGCCAACACCGGUUCGCCGAACAGCGGCGGUUCCCAGUUUUUCAUCAACGUGGCGGAUAACAUAUCCUGUGCAAAAGUAUCGUACUCGUAGUAAUGGCAGUCAUGCAUUACAAAUCUCGAUAUCAAGGCAAAACAGCAUGACAAACUCCAUUUCUCAUGCAGAGUGAAUUUGUAAUGCGAUUUCUACUAGUACGAUGCUUUUGCAAUGCAUACAACAGCUUUCUGGACUUCUUUAGCCCGGGAGAGUCCAAGCACCCGGUGUUCGGCCGCAUCACCAAGGGGAUGGACUUGGUCACGAAAAUCUCCCAGGUCCAGACCCGCGACGACUGCCCGGUCAAGCCGAUCAUGAUGAAGUCGAUCACGAUCAAGUAAACGGAUCACACUGUGCGCUUGAUAGUGACGUCUGCUCUGCUUGUAGAAGUUCUCUUCUGCUGCGGGAAGGAUUUUCAACAAAAAUCCUUCUGGAAUGCAGUGCGUUGACGCUUGCAGUUUGCUGAAGUACUUAUGCCUAUCAGACGAGUCAGUAGUUGUAGUUUCACCAAUCUGAUCGCUUACGAUCUUCAUGAUUUUCACUGCAGAUUGAGAGUAGAGAUGAUUUUCACUGCAGAUUGAGAUACGUAUUUCAGGCUUUGAGUAUGCUUUCCGGCUCUUGACUAUGCAUGAAAAAAAGUUUACUAUUUUCGAAGAACCAAUUUCGGAUUUCGGGGACGGAAUCGGUUAUCACGUUUUAGAGUGGUCAGACCGACCCCCGGACAGCCUGGCAAACGACAGCAGCGGAAGCUCUAUCCGCAACACUAGAGAUGACGUUCCGUUUACGGUUACGAAUCAAUGAAAUGCAACACCAUGAUGCCAAAGCUAAU